AUGUACGGCAGCGACAUGGAUAUCACCGUCGAAUAUGUCAACACACGCGCGAAUAUCUCGAUACCAAUAGCUACGAGCACUGAUCUACCUGAUUCCGAGUUUGGCUUUACGUGGGGAGAUGAUUCUACGUGCUCGUGUAAAUCGACACCUCGACCCUGUAUCUUUAUUCACGGUAUGGGAGUUCCUUACGAGCUGCCAGACAAUCAAGACUCAUUGUUUUAUUGGGGAAACCUAACUGGCCACACGCCAUGCUGCACAACAGUCAAGUAUGCAGUGCUUGAUACAAUAAACAACACGUGGACAAACCACUCCCAGCAGCACAAGGUUUGCAAUCGCGCUCUUGCUGUCAGUAAAACCAGCAAAGAUAACGUUAUUUCGGACACUAUCAUCGUCUCACAUUCCAUGGGGAAUCUCAUGCUGGCUGGAGUGAUUGCGUCGGGGAAAUGCAGUCUCGAUUCCAGCUCAACGUGGGUGGGUAUAGCUGCACCUAUGAAGGGAAACCAACUUUCUCAUGCAAAAAUGGCAAAGAACAGUGGACGAUGUCCUCCCACGACAGCGUUAAAGUCCAUGUCAUACGGGGCACAAAAAGACUUCCAAUCCAACGUAUCAGCUCUUAUGUGUAGCACGGAAUCAAAAUUCGGUAAAACCUGGAAAAACCGGUUUUAUAGGACUAAACUUAACCUCUACGACAUACAGUUCAAACAUGGCGAUGGGUUAUUCAGCAAGGCAAUGAUGCCUGUGAAGUGGCUCGAAUGUCUGUUGUAA
Molecule: messenger RNA, 765 nt
Organism: Phytophthora infestans T30-4
Lineage: Eukaryota; Oomycota; Peronosporomycetes; Peronosporales; Peronosporaceae
Exons: 5
Coding region: 1-765 (254 amino acids)
Source: RefSeq, a predicted model, not a curated record